AUGUGUAGCAAUCAUGGAAUAUGUGUGAGUAAGAUUGGUGACGCACUUCAGUGUAACUGCGAACCUGGUUAUACGGGAGCUACGUGCCAAGACGAUCCUUGCAGUGGCAACUCAUGUAUGAAUGGAGCGACAUGUGUCCCAGACGCUGAUGGUGGAAACUACACAUGUACCUGUUCUGAUGGAUUUGCCGGUCCAAUGUGUAAUUUAGACGAUCCCUGCAUUGACAACGUGUGUAUGAACGGAACGACAUGUGUCCCAGACGCUGAUGGCGGAAACUACACAUGUACUUGUCCGGAGGGAUUCACUGGUCCAAUGUGUAAUUUAGAAGUAGACCCUUGUCUAAGCAAUGAAUGUAGCAACAACGCGACGUGUGUGCCGGGAACUGGGGAAAUAAUGUACACCUGUACGUGCGCAGAAGGAUUCACUGGGGCUCUCUGUGAUGUAGAAGAAGGAGAUGCAGUGACUACCCCAGCCGCUACAACAGCUCAAGGUUCGAUUCUUACAUACAACUUUCAACUCGCAGUCUCAGCUUUAUGGCUUGUGGUUAUCAUAAACACAGUGAUCCUCGGUUGAGGCAGAGACAUAACAUGUCCCUGCUUGAGGCAUGUAAAUACUAUAUAUUAUACAACUUUUGAAUAGUUCAAAUU
Messenger RNA from Strongylocentrotus purpuratus (purple sea urchin), 647 nucleotides. RefSeq names its product fibropellin-3. The coding region runs from base 1 to 573 and encodes 190 amino acids. Gene Ontology annotation, cellular component: protein-containing complex; plasma membrane. The transcript has 5 exons. The record is from RefSeq and is a predicted model, not a curated record. NCBI's taxonomy places the organism in Eukaryota, Metazoa, Echinodermata, Echinoidea, Camarodonta, Strongylocentrotidae. Gene Ontology annotation, biological process: heterophilic cell-cell adhesion; establishment or maintenance of epithelial cell apical/basal polarity. Gene Ontology annotation, molecular function: calcium ion binding.